Messenger RNA from Macrosiphum euphorbiae (potato aphid), 1533 nucleotides. Lineage: Eukaryota; Metazoa; Arthropoda; Insecta; Hemiptera; Aphididae. The record is from the annotation of a GenBank genome assembly.
AUGUUGGAGACCAACGUGUACAACUUCGUGUUGAUCCCGUUGGCGAUUUUGAUAUCGUACGCGAUAUGGUCGCGACUCCGGAAGCCACUGAAAUAUCGCCAGAUCUCGUCGCACGUGCCGUCCGUCACGAAAACCCUUUGGAGCGAACUUCUCUUUUCGUGCAGCAUUGCGAUGAAACACCCUAGAGAUUUAUUGCCAUUCUUCAUGGAAAUUUUUCUAAACAACGGUCCAGUUGUUCAUUGCAAUAUUACUGGACGGUCAUAUGUAUUGUUAAAUGAUCCAGACGAUAUAAAAAUUCUGUUGUCCAGUACACAGUACAUAAACAAAGGUCCCGAGUAUGAGAUGUUGAAGCCAUGGCUGAACGACGGCCUUUUAUUGAGCUCAGGUUUGAAAUGGCAAAACCGUCGGAAGCUACUGACCAACACUUUUCACUUUAAGACAUUAGACAUGUACAAUCCUGCCGUCAAUAAGCAUGCAAAGGUAUUUACAAAAAAGCUCUUGGAAGCGUGUACGGACGAUAAAGAAAUCUCCAUCAUGGAAUACGUGACGUUAUGUUCUUUAGACAUCAUCUGUGAAACAAUUAUGGGAACUGAAAUGAAUGCUCAAAAAGGGAAAUCAGUUCAAUACGUACAUUCUAUUAAAAGUGCUUGCAGGUCAGUAAUUGAUCGAGUUUUCAAAUUUUGGCUUUGGAAUGAUCUGAUCUAUAGAAUAAGCGAAAGUGGUCGAUCGUUUUUUAAAUCAAUUAGAGUGUUACACGAUUUUACCGAUAAUGUUAUCAAACGUAAACAAUCAUUGUUAAAAUCCUCUGGAAAUACAAUUGUGCAGCCUGAAAGCAAACCAGCUGAAAAAAGGAAAACAAAAUCGUUCUUGGAUUUACUUCUCGACGUUUUGAAAGACAACCCAGAUCAGAUGACCAUCAAAGACAUUCGGGAAGAAGUAGACACUUUUCUCUUCGAGGGCCACGACACGUCUUCCAUAUCGAUGACGAUGACUCUUUUAUUGCUGGGGAUGCACCAAGAUAUUCAAGAUCGUGCUAGAGAAGAGCUACAUAGUAUAUUUGGUGACUCCGAUCGAGACGCAACAAUGGAAGACUUAAACGCAAUGAGAUAUUUAGAUGCAGUCAUUAAAGAAUCACUCCGACUUUAUCCAAGUGUACCGAGUUUUACGAGAGAAUUGGAAACUACUUUACAGCUCAAAAACUAUAGCAUUCCUCCAAUGACAACAAUGGCGAUAUUUCCCUAUAUUUUACACCGGAAUGAGAACAUUUUUCCAAAACCUGAAGACUUUAUUCCUGAAAGAUUUUUAGACGAAGACAAUAAAUCGAAAUUUCUAUUUGGUUACAUACCUUUCAGCGCAGGUGCAAGAAAUUGCAUUGGACAAAAGUAUGCUAUGAAUCAAAUGAAAACUGUCGUAUCGACCGUCUUACGAAAUGCAAAGAUUGUAUCUUCGGGAUGCAAAGAAGACAUUAAAAUUAGUAUGCAAUUACUUAUAAGAAUAGAGUCACUUCCAAAAGUGAUAUUUCAUAAACUUUAG